Messenger RNA from Onychostoma macrolepis, 2510 nucleotides. RefSeq lists its product as uncharacterized. Lineage: Eukaryota; Metazoa; Chordata; Actinopteri; Cypriniformes; Cyprinidae. Gene Ontology annotation, molecular function: GTP binding; cysteine-type deubiquitinase activity. The transcript has 12 exons. The coding region runs from base 551 to 1900 and encodes 449 amino acids. Gene Ontology annotation, biological process: Ras protein signal transduction; protein K48-linked deubiquitination; endosome organization. Gene Ontology annotation, cellular component: postsynaptic density; midbody; cytosol. The record is from RefSeq and is a predicted model, not a curated record.
AACCAAGAUCCUUGCCAGUUGAGAUACUUUCUCAAAACAUCAGAGAGAUGUUCGUACAGAGGUUUGCUGAAUCAAGGUGCGACGUGCUAUCUGAACGCGACCUUGCAGGUGCUCUUCAUGACCGAAGCGUUCAGAGAGAGAGUGCUGCUGUUGGUUUGGUCUUCAUGGCUUUUUAACUUGUCUCAAUUGUUAGUGGCUCAAAUGAAUGAAAUGAAAAGCACUCGUUUCAUUUUUUAGAACUCCCGAUGACACGAGUGAGAAAUUAGAGUCCGCAUUAAAGGAACUAUUCGAAGAGCUCAGCAAACAGGACAGAGAUGGUCAGAGCGUCUCAACCGAAGGAGUACUCAAGGCUCUGGGUAUAGAGAGAGGUAUGUUUAUGAUGGGUGUAAUUUAAUGAAAUCGUUUCUUGUAACUGCACUCUGUCUGCGUGUAUGAAGUGUGUUGUAUUUUCUGGUUAAUUUCAGCAUAUGAGCAGCAAGAUGCUGUGGAAUACUUCCUAGAUAUCCUCGAGAAAGUAGGCCCUAAUUUGGCCGAGGUCUUUAGUGGAACUAUGAGGAACAACAGAACAUGUUCAGAAAAUCACAAGUCCCAUGAUGACAGCUCCUUCAAGUCGCUACAGAUCGCCCUGAACCCCAGAGAUGGACCGUACAGACUAGAAGAUGGGGUUCAAUCAUAUUUUGCGUCUACAAAAUUAUUUGGGGAUGACCAGAUGUACUGUGAAAACUGCGAUGAGAAAAGUGACACAAUAUGGAUUUGUGAAAUACACGAGCAUCCAACAAUACUGGCUUUGCACCUGAAAAGGUUUGUGUAUGACUACUGGUCAUGUAGGUUUGAGAAAAACGACUGUCCCAUGGAUGUACCGCUUCACUUAUCUCUUCAGGGGCAGGAGUAUUGGCUCUAUGCCGUGAUCAACCACAGGGGGAGCCGUUAUGGAGGUCACUACACCGCUGACAUCCGAUCUUCUACAGAGAACAAGUGGUACUGUUUCGACGACAGUCGUGUCACAGAGACUGAUGAGAGCAAACUGAAAAGGUCUAGCGAAGCUUACUUGCUCUUGUACCAGAAAAUGGACAGUCCUCCAGGUUAUGAGACGAGGAAGGAAACCCUGAAUUCUCACACCGAUCUGACGGAUACGAGAACUGGACACCUGCUGCCGUCAGUAACAGAGCAGCAGAGGAGCACAGCGCCAUUUGGACGGGUGGAGGACGAGAAAGAAGAGCCCAAAAUGCAAGCUGCUGAAGCAGGAGAACCAGUGGAAACAGGCAGAGCAGAGGUGAUGCAAUCUGAAUUGAUUUAUCAUUUAAAAGAAAUGCAGUGUGGCAGAGCUCAUAAUAAACCACAAUUGGAAGUGUCUGCCGUGACGGGGCGUCUGAGGAUCCUUGUGCUGGGCCGGUCAAAGAGCGACAAAAACACUCUGGCAGAGAUGAUCAUGAGUGAAGUUGGGUUCUCUUCUGAAUCACAGCUGCAGCAUGAUAAAACAAUCAAGGAUUCUCUGGAAAUGUGCAGCCCUGGUCCCCACAUGGUCCUUUGGGUGGCCCCAUUAGGGAAUAACAAGAAAGAUAUUGAAGCAUUUGACGAAAUCUAUAGGUUUCUGGGAAACACAGCCAGUAAAUAUAUUAUGAUUGUCUUCACCAGUAAGGGGCAUCCCAAAGAAAGCGUAAGAAAUGCAACGCAGAAAUAUGCAGGCAUAAAAAAUAAUCAUGUUCUUGACAUUAGCGCAGCCUUGCAUAUCCAGGUGAAAGAACUUCUUACCAAACUGAGGAAGAUUGUAGAUCAGAACCACAAGAAGAACAGGCCAUAUUAUGACAAGAAACCACGAAAAAGAAAACUAAGAGCACACAUAAAAGGGAAAGAGCCAGUUAAAGAACACUGCAAUCAAAUCACAGAGAAAUCUACUUGAGAAUCAUAAUGUACUUGAGAAUUGCUUUCAAGUUGGCAGAACUAACUAAUUGUUGGUCAGUGUAAUAAAUGCAAAGUAUUGUGGAGAAAACAGACACAACUUUGUGUGAUAAUUUGUAAAAGUUUUAGUUAAUGUGCAUUCAGAUGUUAGAACUGCGAACUGUAUUUUUUUCCAUAUAUAUUCAUAUUGGGGUGUACAGGAACUUCUGAUCUGUCAAGUAUUCUAUAAUUUCUACUGUGUGACAUUCGAUUGGAAUCCCAAGGAUUUUUCUCCAUUCUGUCACUGAUGGAGUUUUGGUUCCUUGCCGCUGUCGCCUUUGUCUUGCUUAGUUGGGGACACUUCAUUUCUGGCAAUAUUGUCGACUUGAUCGCACAGAUACUAUUAGAACUGAACUGAGCUGGACGAUGACAUCACUGAAUCAACAAUGAACUCACUCUAACUGAAAAGAAUUGAGUGUUUACUAUCGUUCUCUUUUUAGAGCUGCUUUACAGCAGAAUUGAAUUUGAGUUUGCAUUACUGACACACUGUUUUCUUGUUUAUCACUGUAAAGCUGUUUUGACACAAUCUGCAUUGUUUAAAGCGCUAUAGAAAUAAAGGUGACUUGAAAUGA